This is a messenger RNA of Knipowitschia caucasica, 384 nucleotides long. The record is from the annotation of a GenBank genome assembly. NCBI's taxonomy places the organism in Eukaryota, Metazoa, Chordata, Actinopteri, Gobiiformes, Gobiidae.
AUGUGCCACACUAUUAUCCUUCCCCUGUCUCUGCUGUGCCACACUAAUAUCCUUCCCCUGUGCCACACUAAUAUCCUUCCCCUGUUCAGUUUCGAGGCGUGCUUCACGGUGAGAGAGGAUGCGAACCCAGAGUCGAGGAAGCAGCAUCUGUCGAGGUUCCAGGAGAACCCUCAGGCCUUUUGGGGCCCCAAGGCUCGGGCUAAAGCCGGAGGCCUGUGCUCAGAUCUUCAGGACAAGAGCAAACUGCUGCAGAACAAACGCAAAGCAGUGGAUUCUGUGGAUUACAAGAAGUUUCACUGCAAGAGACACAGACGGGGCUCGUGUGACUUGGGCGACGCCUGCCGUUACUCCCAUGAUGCUUCACUCCUGGACCAGCAGCAGUGA